UCUGCUCGUGCUUGAUUCUCCUACCUCCGACCAGAACAGUCGCAGGGGCGUGCAUGUGUUGCUUCUGGACCAUGGACACGGCGCCGGUCUGCCUCGACCUCAUGGUCGGCCGUCCCAUGGACCGCGAGCCGUCUCUGGCGAGGUGCACCGGAAGCAGAACCGAAGCCGGCAUUGCUAGCUCGGCCUGUAGCAGAGCACCUUCCAUGACCAACGACGAGGCUAAGAUCCUGGAGGCGAAGCUGACGCAGGUGAGCGAGGAGAACCCGAGGCUCACGGAGAUGAUCGCCUACCUUUACGGCAACAAGGUCGCGCGCCAGAGCCCCGACGGCGAGGGCCAGCAGCCCGCCAGCACGGCCGGGUCGCCCACGCCGCCGGCGGGGAGAAAGAGGAGCCGGGACAGCAUGGACGCCUCGCAUUCUUGCGAUGUGGAAAUUAGCAACAGGAACGUAGGCACGGGCGAGGCCGAGCAUGUCGAUGUGGACAGCCCGCUGAGCAACGGCACUUGCCGGAGAAUCAAGGUCAAGAAGGUCUGCACCAGGAUCGACCCAUCGGACACGAGCCUCGUGGUGAAAGAUGGGUAUCAAUGGCGGAAGUACGGGCAGAAGGUGACACGGGACAACCCGUCCCCAAGGGCCUACUUCCGAUGCGCCUUCGCGCCUUCCUGCCCUGUCAAGAAGAAGGUGCAGAGGAGCGCGGAGGACAGCUCGGUGGUGGAGGCGACGUACGAGGGCGAGCACAACCACCCGCGCCCCACGCGGGCCGGCGAGCUGCCGGGCUGCACCACGCAGGGCGGCGGCUCGGUGCCGUGCUCCAUCUCCAUCAACUCCUCCGGCCCGACCAUCACGCUGGACCUCACCAAGAACGGGGGAGGCGUGCAGGUCUUGGAUGCGGGGGAGGCGCAGCCGGACAUGAAGAAGGUGUGCCGGGAGGUCGCGUCGCCAGAAUUCCAGAGGGCGUUGGUGGAGCAGAUGGCCCGCGAGCUCACCGGCGACCAAAAGUUCACCGACGCACUCGCCGCGGCGAUCCUGCGGAAGCUGCCGGAUUAUUAG
Triticum dicoccoides is the source of this 1049-nucleotide messenger RNA. Its product is annotated as WRKY transcription factor WRKY76-like. Lineage: Eukaryota; Viridiplantae; Streptophyta; Magnoliopsida; Poales; Poaceae. Gene Ontology annotation, molecular function: sequence-specific DNA binding; DNA-binding transcription factor activity. Bases 54 to 1049 code for a protein of 331 amino acids. The record is from RefSeq and is a predicted model, not a curated record. The transcript is spliced from 3 exons. Gene Ontology annotation, biological process: regulation of DNA-templated transcription.